Messenger RNA from Paramecium tetraurelia, 1401 nucleotides. RefSeq lists its product as uncharacterized. Gene Ontology annotation, biological process: protein phosphorylation; mitotic DNA damage checkpoint signaling. Lineage: Eukaryota; Ciliophora; Oligohymenophorea; Peniculida; Parameciidae. The transcript has 7 exons. The record is from RefSeq and is a predicted model, not a curated record. Gene Ontology annotation, cellular component: cytoplasm; nucleus. Gene Ontology annotation, molecular function: ATP binding; protein serine/threonine kinase activity.
AUGCAAAAAUACAGCUAAUGUGGAGAGUACAACAUAAUUGAGAAAUUGGGCGAAGGCUAUCAUUCAAAAGUCAAGUUAGGUGAGAAAGAUGGAAAGCGAGUGGCCAUCAAAAUUUUCAAGAAGAAGCACAAUACAGCUUAAAACAUCAAGACACUUGUUAAUGAAAUUAAAAUUCUCAAUUUAAUGAAUCACCCUAAUAUAAUCAACCUCAUUGAUUUUGGCGAUGCUUAUCUUUAUAGAAAAAAAAAUGGAUAAGUCGAAUCACGUGUUUGUAUGGUUUUGGAAUUAGCCUCUAAUGGAGAACUCUAUGAAUACGUCGCAACCUCUGGACCUUUUGCUCCAGAAGCUUAAAGAUAUUACUUUAGAUAGUUCUUGUCUGCUAUGAGUUUUAUGGAAAACAAAGGAAUUUGUCAUAGAGAUUUGAAAUUGGAGAAUGUCUUAUUGGAUGCGAAUUUCAAUCUUAAAAUUGCUGAUUUUGGAUUUGCUAAAAUAAUGGAAGCAGCAAAAUUAACUACAAUUCUUGGGACUCCUGGAUAUUAGGCUCCUGAAUUAGAGGCAAAUCGUCCAUAUAACGGAACCAAAGCAGAUAUAUUUUCUUUUGGAGUGAUUAUGUUUAUUCUUCAUGUUGGAACUCCACCCUUCGAAAGAGCUACUGAAAAAGAUGGUUAUUAUAAAUACUUAAUGACCAAUAAUAAUAAUAAAUUCUGGAUGAACCAUAGUCAGAAUAAUCAUAACAUUUAGUUCACCUAAGAUUUCGUAAACUUGAUGGAAGGAAUGUUGGCUCCAGAUCCAGAUAAGAGAUUCACCUUAGAUUAAUGCUUGCAGCAUCCAUGGACAAAUGGACCAGUGGCUACUCUAUAGUAGAUUUAAUAUGAAUUUCAAUAAAGAUUGGCAAAAAUUAAAGCUUUGGCUUAGGCAACCAAACUGAAACUAGAAACCUAAAAGGCAAAGCCAAAUAGAAAUCAAGUUGGCAAAUUUAGGAGCAUAGUCGGAGAAACUGAACAAGAAAAUUUCACUGCUAUCAUUGAAUAAUAUAACUUGGAUUUGGACAAAAAAAUAUUAAAUAAAGGUGUUGUUACAGGAUUACCAAAUGAAAUCUUACUUUAUCAAGAUCCAAAUUUUGUAUUCUGCUUUUUGUUAAAGCAUUGUGAUGUAUUCAAUUCCAAGGUGGUUAAGUUCCCUGAAACCAAAUAUAAGAUCAACUUCGAAGCUGAAGACUCUCUAAAUGAAACCAUCUAAUUUUAACUAGAGAUUUUUGAUUGCGAAGAUGAGAUGAUUAAAUUGAUAAUUACCAAAUAAUAAGGAAAUUACCUAAAGUUCAAAGAAAUCAUUUCUAGAAUGAUAGAAGUUCUUCAUAAAAAUGGUGAAGAGAACUAGGAGCAAGAAGUUUAAUAAAAAUGA